CCACACUGGUUACGCAAAAGGUCGCACAUUUCUUUGUUGGAAUUUUCUUGGCUUGUCUCGUUUUUCGCUGCAUAUACUUUAAAACGGUUGAAACCAGGAUUCGUCUAGACAUACACAUUUUUUUAUAAAUUAAUAUAAGUUAAAAAAGAGAAAGUUAAGUGUUUUUGUUAAAAAUGCCAGCCGUUGUUCGUAUAAAACGUAGAAUUGAUGAGGAGCCGCUUAGUGCAUUCAUAUUAAAUAGCAAGAAACGACGCCGUUUAGAAGAUAACACAGGAGAGGAAGCAGCAGAAGAGGCCGCAGGUACUGCUGCAGGGGUAGGCGCUGGUGUUAAUGGGGCUUUAAGUGACAAAGAAGACGAAGUAUCAACAAUACUCAAAUUUGCGGGCACAAUACAGGAUCAGGAUGAUGGCGCCACUACGCAGUUGGCGCGACUUACAAAAGAAGCUGCCAAAGAACUUGUGCUACAGAAAUCUAUGCGAGCACCUAGUAAUCAUACCGAACGUGCAAGACAGGAAAUGCGGCAAGCAUUGCACGAGAGCCGGUUCCGUGUAGUCAAUUGUAUGCGUACCACACUAGAAGACGCAAAUGCAGCUGAAGCGGCAAAAGAAGUGACAAUUGUCGAUAUUGAAAAGCAAGAGGCUGGCGCACAAGCAGACAACGUGCCAACGUCCGCUACGCCAGAUGGACAAGCACAUUUGUCACAGAAUGUUGCACAACAACAACGAAAACAGACAAUAGAUGGGGAUGCGCAGCAUUUCCCCGCACAUGACACGCAUAAUGCACAGCAAGCGACUGACUCUGACACAGGCUACGUAUAUGAUUUAUAUUUGCCAGAAAAUGAAUUGCAAGUGGAAUAUGCUGAUAUGAUGGACGAUAACUAUUUAAGCAUUCGCCCAUACGAUGAUCUAAUCUAUGAAGAUCGUUUUAAUGAUGACGAAGAUGAGGAUUCGGAGGAUUCAAAUAAUGAAAACUAUUAUACAAAUGAUUAUCCCGAUGAGGACGAUGAUAAUGAGGAUUAUAAGGAUUCCUUUGAUCAUGAAGACAUAGAUGCAAUGGCAUUGGGUAUGCGGCACAUGCGUAUGGGCAUUCAGCAAGGUUACAUUCACACUUUUGAUGACGAUGACUCUAGCGUAUCCGGCUGUGACGAUUCCUCUGAUGAUGUUUACUAUGAUGAUGAAGAUCUUAUAUUUGGACGAAGUAAUAGGCGUAAUCAUGGCGGUGCUGAUGAUGAAGACGACGAGGAUAAUGAUGAUGAUGACGUCGACUAUUAUGAUGCUGGCGGUAAUAGCGAGGAUUCGGAUGCCUAAAUUAAAGGACUUGUUCAUUUGGAGUAACAUUUGAUUUUAAUAAAUCAGUCAAACUUAUUUAUUUAUGUACGCUUUUUUCAAUACCUAUGUAUUGGUUUUGUAAUACGUCAUUUAGUUUGUUAACUGGAUUUGUGUUUUAAUAUUUCUUUUGCGUUUUUUGUAAGUUCUUAUUAUUUCAUUAUACUCAGUACAUAUACAUACAUAUAGUAUACAUACUAUAUUUGCUAAAAGACUCGAUAAUAUUGAAUAUUAACAUAAUAAUUAAUAAAAUAUAGAUAUGAAUGUUUUGAAAAUAAACGAAA
This is a messenger RNA of Bactrocera dorsalis (oriental fruit fly), 1609 nucleotides long. It is a transcript of the gene fs(2)ltoPP43, whose product is annotated as probable RNA polymerase II nuclear localization protein SLC7A6OS. Lineage: Eukaryota; Metazoa; Arthropoda; Insecta; Diptera; Tephritidae. Gene Ontology annotation, biological process: developmental process. The record is from RefSeq and is a predicted model, not a curated record. The transcript is spliced from 4 exons. The coding region runs from base 174 to 1307 and encodes 377 amino acids.